This is a messenger RNA of Colletotrichum spaethianum, 672 nucleotides long. RefSeq lists its product as uncharacterized. The record is from RefSeq and is a predicted model, not a curated record. NCBI's taxonomy places the organism in Eukaryota, Fungi, Ascomycota, Sordariomycetes, Glomerellales, Glomerellaceae. The coding region runs from base 1 to 672 and encodes 223 amino acids. The transcript has a single exon.
AUGUCCCAACACUCUGGACCGUCCUUCUUCAGGCCUGUUAGUGGCAACGCUAUCAACAACACGGUCAACCCUGAGGCUGAUUUUGAUCAUGAAAUGGACCAGUGGAUGGCAACGCAUGGAGAUGGCAGCAUGGAGGACGUAGACGCCGUUAUGGAACAGAUUGCACAAGAAUUGGAACGUGAACAAGAACAACAACCUAGGACUGCCGACCAUGCAUCUAGGAUCGAUUUUGGUGCUUCGUUAGAGGUUACCGACACGACGUUCCCACAGAAUGGUUCCUUGGAGGAUCCCACCCAGCGCACACGGUUUACCCCUUUUCAAGAGGCUAUCAACCAGCAAGCAAAUGACGUACAGAGCUUGCUUGACCCAAGCAACGCCGAUGUGCUCAAGAAUGUGAGCCGAUUGGAGCAAGUGCCUGAUCUAUCGCGGCUCGGCCUAGACGAAGCUUCUGAAACCACAGUCACCGAGCCUGGAGAACAUGGUCAAUCACAAACGGAGAUAUCGGAGGCCGCGAGGCAAAUCCUGCAGUCUGUUCAACAUGAGAAAGGAGACAAGUGGAAGAACUCCCGUUUCCUCUUGCUUAUGAAAGAUUUUCGAGACGGCAACAAGGACAUUGUGAACAACGAGAUUCUAGAAACCAGCACUGGUGGCGAACGAAUAGCCGGAACUUGA